This is a messenger RNA of Symphalangus syndactylus (siamang), 9059 nucleotides long. RefSeq names its product zinc finger RANBP2-type containing 3 (gene ZRANB3). Gene Ontology annotation, cellular component: nuclear replication fork. Gene Ontology annotation, biological process: replication fork processing; DNA repair. Gene Ontology annotation, molecular function: DNA endonuclease activity; zinc ion binding; nucleic acid binding. The record is from RefSeq and is a predicted model, not a curated record. NCBI's taxonomy places the organism in Eukaryota, Metazoa, Chordata, Mammalia, Primates, Hylobatidae.
AAUGAAAAGGGACAGAGUUUUGAAUGACUUGGAAUUAGGGCGGAGAACGAGUUGUCGCGAGGCUGUACAGAUCCCUUUUCGCAACCCUAACAGGAGAGAAAUGAUGGAAGAAGGGUAGCCAGAAGAGUUUCCUCAAAAUACCAUAGGGGUUUUUAAUUAUUAGUACGUAUUUAAACUCAUCUACUUUCACGUUGUCCCGUUGAACGUCACUUCCGCUUAGGGGCGGACACAUUCCAAACCUGUGGCGGGAGUUGGAGAUUCUGCAGCGAAUACGCCAGGUUGAAUUGACCAAAAAAAUGGUGAUGGAAAAGGCUAGUCUCCUGCUGGUUGGGUGGGAAUUUGUGAGACAGCAUUACACACUGCUGAACCAGGCCCCAGACAUGGUGCAUAGAUUUUAUGGAAGGAACUCUUCUUAUAUCCAUGGGGGAUUGGAUUCAAAUAGAAAGCCAGCAGAUGCAGUUUACGGACAGAAAGAAAUCCACAGGAAAGUGAUGUCAUGAAACUUCACCAAAUGCCACACCAAGAUUCUCCAUGUUGACGCCUAUGCCAAGCUAAAUGAUGGUGUGGUAGUCCAGGUGUUGGGGCUUCUGUCUAACAACAACCAGGCUUUGAGGAGAUUCAUGCAGAUGUUUGUACUUGCUCUUGAGGGGUCUGUUGCAAAUCAGUUCUAUGUUCACAAUGAUAUCUUCAGAGAGCAAGAUGAGGUCUUUGGUGGGCUUGUCACUGAGCCUCAGGAGGAGUCUGAAGAAGUAGUAGAGGAACCUGAAGAAAAGACAGCAAACACCUCAGGUGGUACCUGAUGAUUCUGGAACUUUCUAUGAUCGGGCAGUUGUCAGUAAUGACAUGGAAGAACAUUUAGAGGAGCCAGUUGCUGAACUGGAGCCUGAUCCUGAACCAGAACCAGAAUAAGAAUGUGUAUCUUAAAUCCAAGAGGAAAAGUCUGAGCUAGUAUUAGAAGAAACUGCUCCUGAGGAUGCUCAAAAGAGUUCUUCUCCAGCACCUGCAGACAUAUCUCAGACAGUAUGGAAAGACUUGAGGACAUUUUCUUGGGCAUCUGAGACCAGUAACAACCUUCAACCCAGUGGAGCUGUUCCAGUUACUGGGAUACCUCCUUAUGUUGGUAAAGUACUAGCUUCACAGCCCUGUACAGUCUAAGCCUGAAUCUCAGAUUCCACCACAGAGACCUCAAAGGGAUCAAAGGAUGUGAGAACAACGAAUAAAUAUUCCUCCCCAAAAGGGACCCAGACCAAUCUGUGAGACUGGUGAGCAAGGUGACAUUGAACCCCAAAGAAUGGUGAGACACCCUGACAGUCACCAACUCUUCUUUGGCAACCUGCUUCAUGAAGUGGACAAAUCAGAGCUUAAAGAUUUCUUUCAAAAUUAUGGGAACGUGGUGGAGUUGCGUAUUAACAGUGGUGGGAAAUUACCCAGUUUUGGUUUUGUUGUGUUUGAUGAUUCUGAGCCUGUUCAGAAGGUCCUUAGCAACAGGCCCAUCAUGUUCAGAGGUGAGGUCCGUCUGAAUGUGGAAGAGAAGAAGACUCGAGCUGCCAGGGAAGGGGACCGAUGAGAUGAUUACCUUAGGGGACCUGGAGGCCCUCUAUGUGGGCUGGGUGGUGAAAUGAGAGGCCCUCCCCGUGGAGGCAUGGUGCAGAAAGCAGGAUUUGAAGUGGGAAGAGGGCUUGCUCCAUGGCAGUGAAUCUUCAUGGAUCUUCACGUGGCCAUACAAACCCUAGUUCCUACAGAAUGGUGAAUUUCUUCGACCAGCCUUUGGUAUCUUGGAGUAUGACCCCAGUUUGUUAUAAACUGCUUAAGAUCAUCAUGCCUAGGGUUCAUAACAUAAAAAAGUCUCUUACACCUCACAUUUCUUGUGUGACAAGCGAAUCUGAUAAACUGCUGGAUUUUUUGCCUGACAGACUAAGAGCAAAGCUGCUUCCAUUCCAGAAAGAUGGCAUCAUUUUUGCCCUCAAAAGAAAUGGCAGGUGUAUGGUGGCUGAUGAAAUGGGUCUAGGAAAGACAAUCCAGGCAAUUGGAAUUACUUACUUCUAUAAAGAGGAAUGGCCUCUGUUAAUAGUGGUCCCUUCGUCUCUGAGGUACCCCUGGACAGAAGAAAUCGAGAAAUGGAUCCCAGAGCUAAGUCCAGAAGAAAUCAAUGUUAUUCAGAAUAAAACUGAUGUUAGGAGAAUAUCGACCAGUAAAGUGACAGUUCUGGGUUAUGGUCUCUUAACCGCAGAUGCAGAGACUUUGAUAGAUGCACUGAAUAAUCAGAACUUCAAAGUAGUUAUAGUGGAUGAAUCACACUACAUGAAAUCCAGAAAUGCAACUCGCAGCAGGAUUUUAUUGCCAAUAGUACAGAAAGCCAGACGAGCCAUUCUUCUUACAGGAACACCAGCUUUAGGAAGGCCUGAAGAGCUUUUUAUGCAGAUUGAAGCUCUCUUUCCACAAAAAUUUGGAAGAUGGACCGACUAUGCAAAAAGAUACUGUAACGCACGCAUCAGGGACAUGGAUGAAGCUGGAAACCAUCAUUCUCAGCAAACUAUUGCAAGGACAAAAAACCAAACAUCGCAUAUUCUCACUCAUAGAUAUUUUGGUAAAAGACCUCAGUGGGAUUGUAGAGGGGCAUCAAAUCUUAAUGAACUUCACCAGCUAUUAAGUGACAUAAUGAUUAGAAGAUUAAAGACUGAAGUUUUAACCCAGCUACCUCCUAAAGUCAGACAGCGUAUUCCAUUUGAUCUUCCAUCAGCAGCUGUCAAGGAAUUGAAUACCAGCUUUGAAGAGUGGGAAAAAGUAAUGAGAACUCCAAAUUCAGGUGCCAUGGAGACAGUCAUGGGGUUGAUAACUCGCAUGUUUAAACAAACUGCUAUUGCCAAGGCAGGUGCUGUAAAGGAUUAUAUUAAGAUGAUGCUUCAGAAUGAUUCGCUUAAAUUUCUGGUUUUUGCUCACCAUUUAAGCAUGCUCCAAGCUUGCACAGAAGCAGUCAUCGAAAAUAAGACUCGUUACAUUAGGAUAGAUGGAAGUGUUUCAUCUUCAGAAAGAAUACAUCUGGUUAAUCAGUUUCAAAAGGAUCCUGACACUCGCGUGGCUAUCCUAAGCAUUCAAGCUGCUGGCCAGGGAUUAACAUUUACUGCGGCAAGUCAUGUUGUAUUUGCUGAACUGUAUUGGGACCCUGGACAUAUAAAACAAGCAGAAGACCGAGCUCACAGAAUUGGCCAGUGCAGUUCUGUGAAUAUUCACUACCUUAUUGCAAAUGGAACUCUAGACACCCUUAUGUGGGGAAUGUUGAAUCGCAAGGCUCAAGUUACAGGGAGCACACUGAAUGGCAGGAAGGAGAAAAUUCAGGCUGAGGAAGGUGAUAAGGAAAAAUGGGAUUUCCUGCAGUUUGCUGAAGCCUGGACUCCAAAUGACAGUUCUGAAGAGUUAAGGAAGGAAGCUUUGUUCACUCACUUUGAAAAAGAAAAACAGCAUGAUAUUCGAUCAUUUUUUUUACCACAACCUAAAAAAAGACAGUUGAUGACCUCCUGUGACGAAUCAAACAGAUUCCAGGAGGAAAAUACUAUAGUGUCAUCAGACCCUACAAAAACAGCUGCAAGAGAUAUCAUCGAUUAUGAAAGUGAUGUUGAACCUGAAACUAAAAGAUUGAAAUUGGCCGCCUCGGAAGACCACUGCAGUCCGUCGGAAGAGACGCCAUCCCAGUCCAAGCAAAUCAGAACUCCACUCAUGGAAAGUGUCCAGGAGGCCAAGUUCCAGUCAACCAUCCCAGCCUUUCCUGUAGAGGGCUGGCAGUGUGGUCUCUGCACCUAUAUCAAUAAUUCAGUGGUACCUUAUUGUGAAAUGUGUGAGACUCCUCAAGGCAGUGCUGUUAUGCAAAUGGAUAGCCUCAACCAUAUCCAGGAUAAAAACAAGAAGGAUGAUUCUCAGAAAGACACCUCAAAAAAGGUUCAAACUUUCUCAGACUGUGAAAAACAAGCCCUUGCACAGUCAGAACCUGGCCAGUUAGCUGACAGCAAGGAAGAAACAUCAAAAAUUGAGAAAGAAGAUGGACUUACAUCCCAGCCAGGUAAUGAACAGUUGAAGAGUUCAGACACUUUGCCAGUGUAUGACACCUUAAUGUUUUGUGCAAGUAGGAAUACUGACCGGAUUCACAUCUAUACUAAGGAUGGAAAACAGAUGAGCUGUAAUUUCAUUCCUUUGGAUAUAAAAUUAGACCUUUGGGAAGAUCUACCAGCAAGCUUUCAGCUGAAACAAAAUCGCUCACUGAUUUUGAGAUUUGUUCGAGAAUGGAGUAGUUUAACUGCCAUGAAGCAAAGGAUAAUCAGGAAAAGUGGACAGCUAUUCUGUAGCCCAAUUCUUGCUUUGGAAGAGAUCACAAAGCAACAAACCAAACAAAAUUGCACCAAAAGAUACAUAACCAAAGAAGAUGUUGCCGUAGCCUCAAUGGACAAAGUGAAGAAUGCUGGGGGCCAUGUCCGUCUGAUCACAAAGGAGUCCAGGCCACGGGAUCCUUUCACAAAAAAGCUUCUUGAAGAUGGAGCCUGUGUCCCAUUUCUAAAUCCAUACACAGUCCAGGCAGAUCUCACUGUGAAGCCCUCUACAUCCAAAGGCUAUUUGCAAGCCAUGGAUAAUGAAGGAAAUCCACUUUGCCUUCGCUGUCAGCAACCCACUUGCCAGACUAAGCAAGCAUGUAAAGCCAACUCUUGGGAUUCACGGUUUUGCUCUCUGAAAUGUCAGGAAGAGUUUUGGAUUCGAUCUAAUAACAGUUACCUGCGAGCCAAAGUAUUUGAAACUGAACAUGGUGUGUGUCAGCUCUGUAAUGUGAAUGCACAAGAACUCUUUUUACGUCUGAGAGAUGCCCCUAAAAGUCAGAGGAAGAAUCUUCUGGAUGCUACCUGGACUUCAAAGCUCCCAUUAGAACAGCUAAAUGAAAUGAUAAGAAACCCAGGGGAAGGACAUUUCUGGCAGGUGGAUCACAUCAAGCCAGUGUAUGGGGGAGGAGGACAGUGUUGCCUGGACAACCUGCAGACUCUCUGCACAGUCUGUCACAAAGAGAGAACUGCCAGACAAGCUAAGGAAAGAAGCCAGGUGAGAAGACAAUCUCUAGCAUCAAAGCAUGGAUCAGACAUCACACGAUUUUUGGUAAAGAAGUAAAGUAGGAAAAUAUAUGAAUGAAUGACAAAUGGUUUACAUGUGGAAGACUUUAAUACAGAAGUUUUCCAUGUUUGUUUAAUAUAUUGAGAGUAAAAAUAUUCAGAACAAAAAUCAAGAAUUCAAAUUCUCUUCUACUAAUUACUUUUAGUGUUAAAUACAUUUUGAAAGUACUUAACAGAAACUAAGAUACCAUAGUAAAUAUUUCUGUGGCCUUUUUGAUUUGAUGCAGACUCGUAAUUGUGUUUCAGCAAUGUUUUGUUAAGCUCUUUACCCCUAAUAUGCCUAAUCACUGUAUUGUGCAUAGAUUGUGUUUAAAAAAUGUACUCUCAAUUACCUAAAAAUGCUUCUGGAUUAGUACUGUUCUGGACUGUCAUAGGUAUGAAUGGAACAUUGCAAAACCUUAUGGGAAAUUUCAGAUGCAAAUCAUUAUUUGGGAAUUCUGGGCCAAGCAUGACCAGCCUGCUUAGGAUUCAAGAGAGAUUGUCCACUAAAUACCUCCAGAAUGAGCUUGGGGUACACAUUUUGGGUAUUGCUUUUCUUGCUUUAUUUCUUAGCUAGUCAUCUUUAUCAUCAAAAAUAUCCUUUUCAAAAUGAGGUACCUAUGGUGUUUGUGGACAAUUUGGGGGUUCUGUUUAAUUGUCAAAACUAUUAAGUAACUGAAAACAUAAAAUGUAAAAUGCCACUUAAGCUUGACUUCUUUAGAUCUUUUUUUUAAAAAAUGAAUAAAACUAGGCUUACUGUUGGCUGGGCACGGUGGCUCACGCGUGUAAUCCCAGCACUUUCGGAAGCCAAAGCGGGCGGAUCAUGAGGUCAGGAGAUAGAUUGAGACCAUCCUGGCUAAUACAGUGAAACCCCGUCUCUACUAAAAAUACAAAAACUUAGCCGGGUAUAGUGUUGUGCGCGUGUAAUCUCAGAUACUCGGGAGGCUGAGGCAGGAGAAUUGCUUGAACCUGGGAGGCAGAGGUUGCAGUGAGCCAAGAUCACGCCAUUGAACUCCAGCCUGGGCGACAGAGCGAGACUCCGUCUCAAACAAACAAACAAACAAACAAAAAAACUAAGUGUACUAUCAAAAUACUCUUUGUCUUCUGGUUCUCAUUUUCUGUUUUUAAAACCCUGUGUUAUUAAAGGUAUGUUUCUGGUACUUCUUUUAAAAAGAGUGAGGAUGAUAAAACACUUUAUAAUAAGGCAUAAUCAGAUGGUUAUAUGCAUUUAAAUAUACAAUAAUAACAUUAAAAUGUAACUGACAUAAAAUAAGAGUGAUGAUGAAACAAACCCAGGGCCUAGUCCUGCAAUAUGUCAGAAUCAUGAGAGCAAAGAGUCAGAACUAUACAAAAUACAGGACCAAGGAAGAAUUACAUUCCCAAAAGGGAGCUGUUUGUAAAUACUAUUAGGACAUAUACCUCUUUAGUUUGAGCAUUUUCCCACGUUAAUUAAUAGCUAGUGUUUUACAACAUAAAGGACUUGUUUUUAGAAAGAUUAUACAAUCAAAGAUUAUACAACCACAGUUGUUCCUCAGUUUCUAUUUCAUUGUAUGAGAUCAAAUCAUGUUGGUUAUUUUAUAAAUGAAGUUGGCCUUUCUUUGGCCUCCUUUCUGCUUAGUUGGUCAGGUGCUCUUUGCAGUUUUCUGCCUCAUUUCCAAGGUAACCUAGGAUUUGUCACGGUUGAGAGCCAAGAAGCAGGCACGCUGCCUUUCUUUCUUCCAGCAUGGGGUUUUGCAAGCGAGGUCUAAGUAGGUCAAAUUUGAGGGGAACUUGCUCUUCAGAUCACACUAAGGUGAUAAUUCUAAGGAGAAAGUUCUCAGAUGUAAGACUGUGUGAUGGUUUGAGGUGAAACAAUCCAUGAAGAUAGAUAGGCUCAAGUCUAUACCAGGUUUCAGAAUUCUGACUAAUAAAAAAUGCCGUAAGGAGCAGUGAGUAUUUGCUGUACAGGACACUGACUGGCCCAUCCCCAUCCCUUCCUGACAUGUCUCAGAGCUUUGUGUCCUGCCUUCCCCUAGUUUGGUCUGCAUUACUUGUGGGGCACAUUGAGAUGAAGGGUUCUGAGACUGAAAAUAAAGAUAGAGAUUGAUCUAAUAACCAAGACCGAAAGGGCAUCUUGAGGAGACUGUUCUUUCCUCCUCACAAUCUGAAACAGAAGCUCCCCACUAUGUAUUGCAAAUGGAAGGUUAUGACAGAGGGACACAGAAAGUGUCAGAGCAAGCAGCAGAUCCUGAGUGCAGAAAGAAGUGCAGAUGCCCCCAGGAAGAAGAUAGCUGCUGCCACUCAGGAGAUGGAGAUGGAGUGAAAAACACAGGUGGUAGAAAGAGUGUAAAAGGAUAGGCCUGGCUCUGAAAAGACUCUGAGAAGCUGCAAGAUACAGUUUAGGCUAAGAAAACAACAACAAAAAAGGGUCUGGCCAGGUAUGAUGGCACUUGCCUGUAGUCCUAGCUACUCAGGAGGCUGAGGUAGGAGGGUAACUUAAGCCCAGGUGUUCAUGACCAGCCUGGGUAACACAGCAAGGCCCCAUCUCAAAAAAGAAAAAAGGCUCUGGGUCCAGGGAACAGAGCUGGGAAGUGGUAAGUGAGGAAGGAACCUGCUUACAAUAGGGAACCAUAUGAAAAUAUGCCUGUGGGUAGGGGUAGGGUGGGGAGGACUUCCGGAGCAUGGUGGGCUCACACACUCAAACCUUGCACAGCCAGCGUCAGGCUGGUCUGCCUUCCUGUUCUCGUCACUGGGUGACAUUGAUCCCAGACACAUUCUGAUGACUAGUAAAGUUGCUUUUAGUAGCCCCAGAGCCAGGAGGAAUAAUUCAUAUGGAAUUUUUAAAGAUGCCCGCUCUCGGCGUUAAUUACAGCCCAACGUACAUUUCUUGGGGAGACUUUCCUGUGACAAGUGAAUACCCUCUACAUUUUCUUAACUGGAUGGGAAAAGGAUUUUCUGCCCAUACAUCUUGCUAAUAAAUCAAAUCUCUUCUUCAGAUUCUUGAGUGAAACAUUUAAAAUGUAGUUUCUUUAGAAAUAAAAGUAUGAGGCAUUUUAAAUGACAAAAAAGUCAAUGCUCUUGAGCUCUUUACAGUAAAUAGGUUGUGUUUACUCAUAGGACACAGAAUCAUAGAUAUCGAACAUCAAAAAUAAAUUGUAAAAAUAAUAUCUCAUUUUCUGUUGCAUAUUAUUAGCCUGUCUCUCAUUACACCAUUUGUUCUUUUGAACUGGAAAAUUGUGGGCUCCUAGUCACUGCACUAAUCUAUCUGAAUAUCCAACUACCAGAAAAAGUUUUAUCCCAUCUCAAGUUUGUCAGUUGCUUUAUAUCGUUAAGGGUGUUUUUGCCACCCUGGUUGUGUUCAUAAUUACCAUUAAGAAAUGUCACUGUUAUUAAAAUACAUUCUGUGUUCCAACUACCUGCCUCUCUGCCUUAGCAGUUUCUCUCCUACCUCCUUCAAAUCAUUGACUAGGGUGUUUCCAGCAGUAGCUUCUAGCUAUUUUCUGGAAACUGGCCUCUGGUACACCUUAAAAAUAUUGUUAAUUAUUCCACAUUUGCUAAAGUGUUUGUUUAUAUUUCAUGGUCUCUCUGCUGUCACAUAUCUGCCUUCCCUGCAACUAGAUGUCAUCAUUAGAUUGGAGAACCGCCAAACACCUAAACUAUAUGAAGCUAAAGUCUGUUUAAGAAAGAGCCUAUCCAGGCCGGGUGCAGUGGCUCAUGCCUGUAAUCCAAGAACUUUAGGGGGCCAAGGUGGGUGGAUCACAAGGUCAGGAUAUCGAGACCAUCCUGGCUAACAUGGUGAAACCCCGUCUCCACUAAAAAUACAAAAAAAAAAAUUAGCUGGGCGUGGUGGUGGGUGCCUGUAGUCCCAGCUACUUGGGAGGCUGAGGCAGGAGAAUGGCAUGAACCGGGGAGGUGGAGCUUGCAGUGAGGUGCGAUCACACCACUGCACUCCAGCCU